AUUUUGUUCGUGCUCAUGCACUCGGACGAUCUGGACCGCAUAUUGGAGCUGAUGCCCGUGAUAUCCGGCAGCGUAACGUGCGGGGUGAAAUUUGCUAGCUUAAAUUAUCACUUCAAAAAAUUCAAAAUUAUGCUCCAACAAGUUCAUGACGAUUGGAUGAAUCUCUCGAUGGAAGCGGAACGAAUUUUCAGAAAGUACAUGGAAUAUACGUGGAGAUUUACAUCGGUAUAUUUAGGUUUCAUAAUUGCAUUUGUCAUCGGUUAUUCAUUAUUGCCGCUCGUAAACCGAGCACUCGAUAUUGUAUCGCCGCUAAACAUAACGAGACCGAAAAAACUUAUGCAUCCGGCCGAAAUGCUGGUGGAUCAAGAAAAAUAUUACUACACUCUGCUCAUAAUCAUGUAUUACGGUUACAUCAUAAGUAUAGCAAUCCUAGCAGCAAUUGACACAAUCUAUUUCGUCUUCAUAGAGCAUGCUUGCGCACUGUUCGAGAUCCUGAG
This is a messenger RNA of Wasmannia auropunctata (little fire ant), 497 nucleotides long. RefSeq lists its product as uncharacterized. The record is from RefSeq and is a predicted model, not a curated record. NCBI's taxonomy places the organism in Eukaryota, Metazoa, Arthropoda, Insecta, Hymenoptera, Formicidae. Gene Ontology annotation, molecular function: odorant binding; olfactory receptor activity. The transcript is spliced from 3 exons. Gene Ontology annotation, biological process: sensory perception of smell. Gene Ontology annotation, cellular component: membrane. The annotation marks the transcript as partial.